Triplophysa rosa is the source of this 2863-nucleotide messenger RNA. RefSeq names its product interleukin-2 receptor subunit beta. The coding region runs from base 541 to 2085 and encodes 514 amino acids. Gene Ontology annotation, biological process: cytokine-mediated signaling pathway; immunoglobulin mediated immune response. Gene Ontology annotation, cellular component: membrane; external side of plasma membrane. Gene Ontology annotation, molecular function: cytokine receptor activity; protein binding. The transcript is spliced from 10 exons. The record is from RefSeq and is a predicted model, not a curated record. NCBI's taxonomy places the organism in Eukaryota, Metazoa, Chordata, Actinopteri, Cypriniformes, Nemacheilidae.
UUCUGUUUAUAUAUGUAUAUGUUUAUGUUCGUAGGUUUUGUUCUGAUGUCAUACGCCGGAGCGUCGCAUGCAGGGGGCGCUACAGCAGCACAAAUCAAACCCACACGUCAACUACAUCUCGAGUUUGUCCUAAAAGGGAUUUUAAAUCUAAAAGUGGCCGUUUUUCGUGUUUGACACACUGAAUAUCAUUCGAGUUGAUAUAUAGUUGAGAUGCUCAUUACUGUGAAUAGGUUUUAGCAGCAGUAACGUAUGAUGAUGAUGAUGAUGAUGAUGAUGAUAUUGAUGUGGAAGUGUUUGAGGAAAGAUCUCGGGGAUUUUCAGAGAAGUGAUACGCGGUUUCUACAGAAGCGAGAAACGAACCGCAACACUUCAACCCUUUAAUGCUCUUCAAACGAGAAAAAAGAAAGAAAACGGAAAGCUUUUAUCUGAAACAUCUCUUUGAGUAAAUGAGUGAUGUUUUAUCUAGAAAUCCGAUCAGAUGAGAUCAGACUCAAGUUUUUGUUGACUUGAAGAGGACUUACAGAUGUGUGCCGGGAGGAGAUGGCCAGGAUGCUAAUUCUGAUGAUGAUGAUGAUCCUGCAUUUAUCCCUCACAGAUCAAAGUUUACUGUGUCAUCAUGAUUAUUUCAACACAUUCACAUGCAUGUGGAACAUUUCCAAACUAGAUCUCCGUCCGCCCAUCACAGCUGCCACAAACUGCACCCUGCAUGUGUAUGUUAAAAAAGCUUUGAAGACUUAUUUUAAAUCACAGCGAAUGACCAUGAAGAGUUCAGAGGUCAACAUCCUUACGGCCAGCGUUGAGUUUAACAAAAGGGAUGGAAUAAUAAUAGGUGCCGCCAACAUCUCUCAAAAUGUGACGUGUGAGAAUCAUAAGAAUCUCGUGGCUCAGACACAACAACACAAAGCCAAAGAGAGCGUAGUGAAAGUGUUUCCUCCUGUGGAGCUGAAGGUGGACGGGUUCAAUGUUUCGUGGCGUCGUGGAACUCCUCUGAAGAGCAGUUUGAAGGGUCAGGACUUUGAGCUGCAGUUCAGAUCUGAUGAGCAAAGCUGGACGGAUGUGGAGAGCACUCAUGUGACGGAGCUUCGUGUGGAGCUUCAGGAGGAUUCACUGGUCUUAGAUCAGCGCUAUGUGCUCAGGGUGAGAGCUAAACUCUCCGGUCAAACUACCGCCAUCUGGAGCGACUGGAGCACAGAGUACAAGUGGACCUCUAAAGUGGGUAAACCACACCCCCCACCCGUCGCUGGUGAUUCUCUGGAGCUGAACUGGUCUUCACUUGUCAUCUGGAUCACUCUCACAGGAAUGGCUCUCGCUCUCAUGUUAAUCCUCAGCCUUCUCUUCAAAUAUAACAGACGCAAAUGGCUGCAGAAGAUGCGUUCUUCAUAUAUUCCUGAUCCCAGCAAAUACUUCACCGAUUUAAACUCGCAUCAUACAGGAAACUUCAAAUCUUGGCUGGGUUCAGCGUUCGCUCUUGAUCACUUCAUCGCAGUCGACUCUGAGUUGGUCAGUCCGGUGGAGGUGGUGAAGCUUCAGGAUGCUCUCGACUCUCGUCUCGUGGACAGACACGGCGACGCUUCGAGGGACGGAUGGGAAAACACCUCCAAAACCUCGAACUUCUCAAACUCCACCUACUUUCUGUCUCAGAGCUCAAAGGGGCCCGUGGACGCUCUUGAACCCUGCUCGGCGCACUGCUCUUACGGCCCUGCGGGGGGCAUCGGCGGCCCGGGAGAGGGCCUCCAGAACAGCGCCGACGUCGCUCGCGGUGCCGGGGAGAGCAACGAAACGUCUGAGCUGGAGAAGAGGCUGGAGCAGCUCCGGCAGGACACUCAGAGUCCGGAUUCGGGGUUCGCCGCGGGGGCUGAGGACAGCAUGGAGGAGACGGAGCUCCCCAGUCCUCGCCCCCUCCUGAACCUGCCCGCCCCGCACCCAGACAAACACCUCCCGCUGAGCUGGGAGCAGACGCCUCUUGUACCAGGACCCAUCCGUCUGAUUCCCCACAUAGACUUGGACCUGAAGCUUUUCAGUUCCUGUGGAAUGAUCGAGCCCUCUAGUGGCGAUUACAUGCCAGUUGAAAAUGUCCAAAACUAAUGCAGAAUUGAUCCGAGAUUAGCUGCAUGUCGUUUGCUGUUCUUGUGUUACGUCAAGACUCUCUCAGAUUACCACUAUAGAUAUUGUGACGUUUUAGAGAAGCAACAAUGAGCGGUUUUAGGAAAGAGAGAAUUUUGAAGAGAAUAUAUGCAGAGACAUUCAGAUUUAAUGUGCUCAUUGCUAAUAAUAUUAUAACCCUCAUGCGCUGUAUGAAUAUAUACUGUAGAUAUAUAUUUUAUUUAUAGGACUGUAAUCAAUGACAUUCAUUUAUUACGCUUUAGAAGAAACACAAAACCACAAGUUGAUGUGUGGCUUUAUUGGGAUCCGUUCAUUUGUCUGCUGUCGUGCUAACGUCUGUCAGUAGUUCUCAGUUACUACAGUUCGCUGCUAUUGUUGAACAAAAGAAGUGUGUGUGUGUGUGUGUGUGUGUGUGUGCGUGCGUGUGUGUUGCGGCUUUAUUCUGAGUGGGGUUCAGUCUGGAUUAAAGACACACACAGGUUUGUAUCAGUGUGCAAGUAUAGCAGCUCUGUUAACAUAUGAAACACUGGAUUGGACUCAGAUCUUUGUUUGUGGCUCAUAGACAUUCACAAGCAAAACAUUGUUCUCUUCAAACAAUUUAUGGCCAUUUUGUUUCCACACUUCCCCUUUACUAUAAAUAAUGUUGCAUUGCGUAACUGCCAUGUCAAGUAGAAAUUGUUUGGCUAUUCAAAUAAUGAGAUACAGAAAAGUUUAACUAAUAAAAAAAUGGUCACAGACGUAUUACAAAAUAAAGGAUAUG